This is a messenger RNA of Rotaria sordida, 651 nucleotides long. The record is from the annotation of a GenBank genome assembly. NCBI's taxonomy places the organism in Eukaryota, Metazoa, Rotifera, Eurotatoria, Philodinida, Philodinidae.
AUGCAACGAUUGCUCCCGCGAAAGCAACUCUUAAAAAAAUAUAAAUUGUAUUUCGAAGUCAAAGUCACAGAAGAACAAAGUCCUUUAGCAUUAGUUGCUGCCUUUUUAUGUCUAUAUGCAAAACAAUAUUUGACUGUAUCUGAUUUGAAAAAAGCUGAAACUAUACGUAUUCAAGAAUAUAAUGAAAUUCUUCGAUCGGAAAAACUUAUAUCAUCAGCAACAACAAAUAAUAUUGCAGUCUCGUCUAGUAAUGCUCAACAAUCCAUGGAAUCAUCUGAAGGUCAUAUGGAAAAAUCAAUCGAUUAUUUAUUAAAAAUUUGCUUAGUAGAAAAACCACCAGUUCAUAAAACCACCAACAAAAGAAUUGUAUGGACCAUACAGCAAGAAUUAGGUUAUUAUGCGAUGACAGGAACUCCAAAACGAAAUUUUCAAUCGUACUGGAACUUGAAUCAAGAUAAAAUGCCUAUAUUAGCUUCAUUGGUUCGUCGAUUUUGCUUAUCACCUGCAACAAGCGUCGCCAGUGAAUCAUCAUUUAGCUGUGAUAAUUAUAUACAGAGGAAACAACGAUCUUCUCUAUCGUCCACUAAUCUUUGCUAUACAAUGGUAUUACGAGAUGCUGGUGUGGUUAGAAGAUUAAGUCAAAUAUAUUAA